GCUCAAACGGUGAAGAUGGAUUCACUAUUUGAAGAAGAACUUAAUUGUCCAGUGUGUUAUGAAAUCUUCAAGGAUCCUGUUGUUUUAUCAUGUAGUCACAGUUUUUGUAAAGGGUGUCUUGAGCAGUUCUGGAGAACCAAGGAAAUUCAGGAGUGUCCUAUCUGCAUGAGAAGAUCCUCCAAAGAUGAUCCUCCAACGAAUCUUGUGUUAAAAAACUUGUGUGAGUCGUUCCUGAAGGAGAGGAAUGAGAGCCCUUCAUCAACGUCUGAGGAGAUCUGCAGUUUACACAGUGAGAAACUCAAACUCUUCUGUCUGGACGACGAACAGCCUGUGUGUUUAGUGUGCAGAGAUUCACAAACACACGACAAUCACAAAUUCAGACCCAUCACUGAAGUGGUUCCAUCAUAUAAGGAGAAGCUAGAUACAGCACUAAAAUCCUUACACGCGGAACUUAAACACAAAGAAAAUAUUAAAGGGGAAUUUGAGAAAACAGUUCAACACAUCAAGUUUCAAGCUGAGCACACAGAGCAUCAGAUUAAACAGCAGUUUGAGAAGCUUCAUCAGUUUCUCAGAGAUGAAGAAGAAGCUACAAUCACUGCACUGAGGAAAGAAGAGGAGCAAAAGAAGCUGAUGAUGCAGGAGAAAAUGGAGGAGAUCAACAGACACAUCUCAGCUCUUUCACACAAAAUCAAAGAAACAGAGGAGAUAAUGAAAGACAAUGAUGUCUGCUUUCUAAAGAAGUUUCCAGUCACAAUGGAAAGAGUUCAGAUCUCACAGCCGGAUCCACAGACGCCUUCUGGAGCUUCAAUUCAUGUGCCACGUUACUUGGGCAACCUGCCGUUCAGAGUCUGGACACAUUUGUUGGACAGGCUCCAAUACACUCCUGUGAUUCUGGAUCCAAACACGGCUCAUCCAGGGCUCGUCCUGUCUGAUGAUCUGACCAGUGUGAGAGACCGCUGGAACAAACAACCACUUCCUGAUAAUCCGGAGAGAUUUGAUCAGUGUUUCUGUGUUCUGGGUUCAGAGGGAUAUAACUCAGGAAUACACUGCUGGGAUGUGGAGGUUAAAGGGAAUUCAUACUGGAUUCUUGGAGUAACUACAGCAUCGAACCAAAGGAAGGGACUCAAGUUCUUUGACACCGGAAUCUGGAGUGUGCAGUAUGGACUGUUCAAACGGUCUGGUUUUCCUGUUAAACAGGAGCUUGAGUGUGUGAGAGUUGAUCUGGACUAUGACAUGGGUAUGGUGUCAUUCUUUGAUCUUGUAACUAAAACACAUCUACACACAUUCAAAACUACAUUCACUGACACUGUCUUUCCUUUCUUUGAAGCCGCUUCCUCUUUGAAGAUUUUGCCACACAAAAUGUAUUAAAUGUUACACCUGGAUCUUUUCCAGUCGUCAUGUUUCCAAUAUUUUAUAUUUGAUCUGAAUAGAGCAUUUGCACUUACAUCACGAUUUGGUCAGUUACUCAGAUGUGCAGCAAUACUCAGAUGUAAACAAGAUAUUGCUGUAUUGCACUCUUAAUGUACUACUGAAUAUGUUGUUCUGCUAAUGUAUGCUGUCUAAACCACAGAAAUAAAAAACAUAUGGAAGCUUCUAAAUCAUAGAGAAAGCAGAAAAGCU
Molecule: messenger RNA, 1620 nt
Organism: Labeo rohita (rohu)
Lineage: Eukaryota; Metazoa; Chordata; Actinopteri; Cypriniformes; Cyprinidae
Product: nuclear factor 7, ovary
Exons: 6
Coding region: 16-1368 (450 amino acids)
Molecular function (GO): zinc ion binding; protein binding
Source: RefSeq, a predicted model, not a curated record